Molecule: messenger RNA, 207 nt
Organism: Choloepus didactylus (southern two-toed sloth)
Lineage: Eukaryota; Metazoa; Chordata; Mammalia; Pilosa; Megalonychidae
Product: guanine nucleotide-binding protein G(I)/G(S)/G(O) subunit gamma-10-like
Exons: 1
Coding region: 1-207 (68 amino acids)
Biological process (GO): G protein-coupled receptor signaling pathway
Cellular component (GO): heterotrimeric G-protein complex
Molecular function (GO): G-protein beta-subunit binding
Source: RefSeq, a predicted model, not a curated record
AUGUCUUCCGGGGCCAGCGUGAACCCUCUGCAGAGCCUGGUGGAGCAGCUCAAGCUGGAGGCCGGCAUGGAGAGGAUCAAGGUCUCUCAGGCGGCUGCAGAGCUUCCACAGUACUGUGUGCAGAAUGCCUGCAAGGACAGGCUGCUGGUCGGGGUGUGGGCCAGGAGCAGCCCCUUCCAGGAGCCCAGAUCCUGCGCUUUGCUCUGA